AUGGACCGCUUCCGGGCGGCGGCGGCGCGCAAGCCGACGUGCGAGCAAUGCGGCCGCCAGUACCAGUCCAACUCGGCGCUGGCGCACCACCGGCUGCUCCACCUGGGCCACACCACGUGCCGCAUCUGCGGCCGCGUGCUCUCGCGCCGCUACGAGCUCAUCAGCCAUCUGCGCAAUGUGCACAACGUGUACGACCCCGUGCCGCCGGCGCCCGGUGGGCCGAUGCUGUCCUGCCGGCACUGUGGCAAGGUCUACACCCACCCGGCGUCGCUGAACAAACACCUGAAGGUGCACAGCGGCGACACCGUGUGUCACAUGUGCGGCCGCGUGUUGGCCAGCCGCUCCAACCUCCGCAUCCACCUGCGCGAGGUGCACAGGAUCUGA
Pollicipes pollicipes is the source of this 384-nucleotide messenger RNA. Its product is annotated as zinc finger protein 846. The record is from RefSeq and is a predicted model, not a curated record. Lineage: Eukaryota; Metazoa; Arthropoda; Thecostraca; Pollicipedomorpha; Pollicipedidae. The transcript is spliced from 3 exons. Gene Ontology annotation, molecular function: RNA polymerase II transcription regulatory region sequence-specific DNA binding; DNA-binding transcription factor activity, RNA polymerase II-specific. The coding region runs from base 1 to 384 and encodes 127 amino acids. Gene Ontology annotation, biological process: regulation of transcription by RNA polymerase II. Gene Ontology annotation, cellular component: nucleus.